AUGGACAGUGCUUUUUGUCCAGAACCACCCAGCUGGCCUCCAAAUAGGUCCUCAGCACACAUCCCAUCCAUCGCCUUGGUCUCCUCAGCCUGCCCUUGGGGUUGGGAUGGUCUCUGCAGGUAUGCUCAGCAUGUGCAGCCCCCUACUCACUCAGGGGAACAAGACUCUGGUCUCCAGCAGGCCCCAAUCACUCGAUACUCCAGUUGUAAGCCGAUAAGUUCUCCAGAACCAGGCAUGGCUUUCUUAACAGAAGAGAAACCAUUUUGUAAGCUUAAGUCCAGCCACAAUGCUUGUACUUGA
Messenger RNA from Rangifer tarandus platyrhynchus (Svalbard reindeer), 300 nucleotides. Lineage: Eukaryota; Metazoa; Chordata; Mammalia; Artiodactyla; Cervidae. The record is from the annotation of a GenBank genome assembly.